Centruroides sculpturatus (bark scorpion) is the source of this 2609-nucleotide messenger RNA. RefSeq names its product adenosine 3'-phospho 5'-phosphosulfate transporter 2-like. Gene Ontology annotation, molecular function: 3'-phosphoadenosine 5'-phosphosulfate transmembrane transporter activity. Bases 191 to 691 code for a protein of 166 amino acids. Gene Ontology annotation, biological process: transmembrane transport. The transcript has 3 exons. NCBI's taxonomy places the organism in Eukaryota, Metazoa, Arthropoda, Arachnida, Scorpiones, Buthidae. Gene Ontology annotation, cellular component: Golgi membrane; endoplasmic reticulum membrane. The record is from RefSeq and is a predicted model, not a curated record.
UUCACGCAUGGUGGACUCACGUGGUAUACUUUACUGUUUUGUAAAUCAUCCAACCAAUCAACCGACCGUAACAACGACAGCUGAUCAGUUAAUAUUUAUUACAAUGUUAGUACUACCACACCAGUUCUAUACACGAUUUCCAGUAACACGUUGUAAUCGUGGACAAGAUAUUGAAAUUUAAACAGUCAAAAUGAGUGCAUUAAAAGCAGACAGGAAUUGUAACGAAGAAAAAAUCAUCAAAAUACAUCCUGUAGAUGCUAAAGAUGCUUAUUCAAUUACAGUUCUGUUCUGUUUCAAGAUAGAUCAUUUAUCAAAUUCACUAAAAAUUCUUAUUUGUUCCUUCCUUGUUUUUGUAUUUUUUAUUAUCUAUGGUUAUUUGCAGGAAUUGAUUUUUCAGUUAGAAGAAUUUAAACCUUUCGGAUUGUAUCUAACUUUCAUGCAAUUUUUAUUAUAUGCUUUUAUAUCUUUUCUAGAAUGGCGUGUAAAUAAAAGUUGUCAUAGAAGUAUGGUCCCAAUAAAGACAUAUGCAUUGUUAGCAUUGCUAACGGUUGGUUCUAUUGGUUUGUCUAAUACUUCGGUUGGAUAUCUGAAUUAUCCUACUCAAGUUGUUUUCAAAUGUUGCAAGUUAAUCCCAGUAUUAAUUGGUGGUAUCAUUAUUCAAGGUUUGUUAUUACUUUUUUUAAAUAACUAAUGAUAUAGUAUAUAAUUUUAAAUAAUAGUCUUUAAAUACUGGAUUAUUUUGAGCUAGUUAUUAAUUAUUGAUAUAUAAAGUAAUUUAGUCUAAAGGUAGGCAGUUAGGUUGCCAUCUUAUACUGAACUUAUUAUUAAUAAUUAUGCUAAUUUUAAUAUUUCGUAUAGAUGAUAGUAAUCUGUAAUAUCCUUAUUUGAAUUUGCAUGGAUAUAACAACAUUAUUUCCUGUUUUCCAUGAAUCUCAGACUCAUAAUGUUUUUUGGAAUACAGUUUUAUUUCAUCCAUUUAUCUUGUAUUUGCAUUACAUGUUUUGGCCAUUUGUGUGGCUCUUUUUUAGACCAUAAUAGAUAAAUUGUGCACCUAAAUUUACAUAAAUUAUAAAGCCUUAAUAAACACACAUAAUAAAUUACAAAAAUAUAGUUACUUAGGAUUAAUGAACAGGCUUAUUAUACUCCCAGCUUAUUUAAUUAACCUUUCCAAAAGCAUUUUGGCAUUAUUGGCCCUUUUCAAUUUGAUAACAUACAAAAAACAGAGCAUAUAGUGACUGUUGCUAACAUUACAAUAUGCCUUAGAAGUACAAUAAUUACAAAUUAUUGUACUUUUACAUUAUAUUGUAAUAGGAAGACAAAAGGAUUAUUCCCAAGAUUUUUACUAGGCUUGUAUUGUAUUGCAUUGUUACAGACCUAGAUAUAAUUUAUAAUUAUUGUAUUUCUAAGCUAUAUUGUAAUGUUGGCAAUAGUCUUCAUAGACUGAUUUUUGUAUGUUAUCCAAUUGAAAAGGUCCAGUAAAGUCAAAACGCAUUUUGGAAAGGUUAAUUAAAUAUGCUGAAAGUAUAAUAAAUUUGUUCAUUAGCUGGGGUCACUUCUGUGUGAAUAUUGAUAUCUAAAAUCAAUUAUUUUUAAUAUCAAGACAAGAAAAUAGACAAUCUUACACAAAUAAUUUUAAGCUUGUUUAUUUAAUAAAUUUUUUAAUUAUUUGGAAUUUUAGUUCAAAUGUACAAAAUAAAAUUAUCAAUAUUUAUGCUACUUUUACAAUGUAAGUUAUGGCAGCACUGUAGUUAUUUCAUUUUCAUAUCAAAGUUGCUGUAUUUGCAAAUACAUGCAAUUACUUUAUCAGAAAAAUAUUGUCACAGAAAAGUGAAAUGUUCUUCUCAAUUGCAUACAAAGUAGCAACUUUUUUCGUAUUUUGUUGAUACUUUUGUUUAGACACCAUAGCGAUAACUUGUUGCCAUUUGAAAUCGGGUCAGGCUCUAGCUAAAUCACAGCAGUUAAACUGUGUGCAAGUUGUACAUCGUAGGGCCAAUGGUUGAUUGGCAGUUUGUGUCAUCAGUGAUGAUAUUGCCAGGCUAUCAGUUAGUCCAUGUUCACACAUUAUUUGGUGAUAAGACAAGUUCCACUAACAAGCUAACUCAUAAGAAUAGGUUACAAUUAUUCCAAUAGAAGAUCUGCAACUUUAGGAUGUUACCUGUAGGAGUCAGUUUGCAAUGCGCAAUGAGAUUGAAACUGGUACUUGCAUUCUUGUGUAACAUAAUUGUAAAUCUAGCUUUAUAGUUGUACUAUGGAAAACUCUUUUCUACUUAGAAUUUUAGGGAGUGUGUACACACCCUCCACACACUUCUAGAUCUACCCCUGGAGGUCCUAAGCAACUGUGUUUUUGUAAUUAAUUAAUACAUGCAAAAAUAUACAUAAUAAAUUUUAUGGAAAACUUAUUGCAGCUUGCAUACAUAAUUUCUAUAAAAUUACAUUAUACUAAAAACUCUAAAAGAAGAAAAAUUUUAAAAUCAACUCAUAUUUUUUAUCACUGACCACUGUUAAACAGUCCUUUUUGUGUAAAAAGUUUUGGUGCAUUACAACAGCUUAAGGUGAUUUUACAUUUAUACAGAUUUUUUUGUUUAAAAGUUUAAUGUAUUUAUUCAUAA